UCUUUCUUGUCCCUAAGCCCAAGGGCUUAUCCCCUUCCUUGACCGCCACUGGGGGGUCCUAGUGCUUGUGGGUCCCUGAAGGCUGCAGAGUUUCAAAUUCAGAACCCUGGCCUGGAUGAGAGAAAGCAGGAUGAAUGGCAGGCCCAGUAGAGGUAACUGGAGCCAGCUGUCAGCUCCCUGGGUUCCUCACAGAAUUUGCAUGAAGAGAAUGAGGCUCCUCCAUAGGUUCCCCCUCCUUUCCCACCUGGAACACUUGUCCUAGGGCUGAAGUCUGACAGCAGGGGGAAGAGCAGCUCUGUGUGCAGAGCCAUCUUAUCGUUGCUGAGGUGAUGCCCCGUGUCUUCCUGGUCAGGAGUCGGCGUCCACAGCCACCCAACUGGGGCCACCUGCCUGACCAGCUCCGGGGAGAUGCCUAUAUCCCAGACUGCAGCAGCCAGGCAGGGCCACGAGUACAGCAGUCUUCCAGUCUUGGGGACCCUUGGGCAUCGGUCACACAAGGAAGCCUGGCAUCUGCUUCCAGGAGCCCGGGAACACUUGGCUGCCCUCUCUGCCCCAAGGCCUUCCCGCUGCAACGCAUGCUAACUCGGCACCUCAAGUGCCACAGCCCAGCACGCCGCCAUGUGUGCCGUUGCUGUGGCAAGGGCUUUCAUGAUGCCUUCGAUCUCAAGCGUCACAUGAGGACUCACACUGGAAUCCGGCCAUUCCGCUGCGGAGCUUGUGGGAAAGCUUUUACACAGCGCUGCUCCCUUGAAGCACAUCUUGCAAAAGUGCACGGGCAGCCAGCCAGCUAUGCUUACCGCGAGCGCCGCGAGAAGCUGCAUGUGUGUGAGGACUGUGGCUUCACUAGCUCCCGCCCAGACGCCUAUGCACAGCACCGCACCCUGCAUCGUGCUAACCGAGACACUGUACCAGUGUCCUACCCAUGAGGCAAAUAAACACAAGAA
Molecule: messenger RNA, 944 nt
Organism: Cavia porcellus (domestic guinea pig)
Lineage: Eukaryota; Metazoa; Chordata; Mammalia; Rodentia; Caviidae
Gene: Ovol3
Product: ovo like zinc finger 3
Exons: 4
Coding region: 330-926 (198 amino acids)
Biological process (GO): epidermal cell differentiation; regulation of transcription by RNA polymerase II
Cellular component (GO): nucleus
Molecular function (GO): RNA polymerase II cis-regulatory region sequence-specific DNA binding; DNA-binding transcription factor activity, RNA polymerase II-specific
Source: RefSeq, a predicted model, not a curated record